Messenger RNA from Microthlaspi erraticum, 1338 nucleotides. The record is from the annotation of a GenBank genome assembly. Lineage: Eukaryota; Viridiplantae; Streptophyta; Magnoliopsida; Brassicales; Brassicaceae.
AUGAGAUUUUCUUGGAAGAAUAUAUGUCUUCCAAUAAGCUGCAUCAACAACACAAACCAGAAGGCUAAAACAAACCCAUCAAAGGAAAGGCUUCUUAUACUCUCCAAGCAAACCUCUGUCCGAAGCAGAGUCUACUUGUCGGAUUUCAGCAAUUCAACCAUCUCCCUCAACGACUUCUCAAACUCUUUCCUCAUAGACAUUCACAUCUUCACCUACCAAGAGCUCAAAACGAUCACACAAGGCUUCUCAAAGUACAAUUACCUCGGUGAAGGAGGGUUUGGAGAAGUCUACAAAGGGUUUGUUGAUGAUAGCCUCAAGAUUGGUUUAAAAGCUCAAAAUGUUGCUGUCAAGGCCUUGAAACGAGAAGGUGGACAAGGCCAUAGAGAAUGGCUGGCUGAAGUUAUAAUCCUUGGUCAGUUGAAGCAUCCCAAUCUUGUUCACUUGAUUGGAUACUGCUGUGAAGAUGAUCACAGACUUCUAGUCUAUGAAUACAUGGAACGAGGCAACCUUGAAGAACAUCUAUUUCAAAAGUAUGGUGGAGCCUUGCCUUGGUUAACAAGAGUGAAGAUUCUGCUUGGUGCUGCCAAAGGACUUGAGUUCCUUCACAAAGAAGAGAAACCUGUCAUUUACAGAGAUUUCAAGCCUUCCAACAUCCUCUUGAGCUCGGACUACAGCUCAAAGCUUUCAGAUUUUGGCUUAGCCACAGAUGGAUCAGAGGCACAAGACUCAAACUUUACCAAAAGUGUAAUGGGCACAGAAGGCUACGCAGCUCCAGAAUACAUCUCAGCAGGUCAUUUGACUACUAUGAGCGACGUUUUCAGUUUCGGUGUGGUGCUUUUGGAGAUGCUAACAGCUAGAAAGGCAGUGGAGAAGUACAGGUCACAGAGAGGGAGGAGCCUAGUGGAAUGGGCAAGACCAAUGUUAAAAGACCACAACAAGCUUGAACAGAUCAUAGACCCGAGUCUCGAAGGGCGUUACUCGGUUGAAGGGAUCAGAAAGGCAGCUUCUUUGGCUUACCAGUGCCUCAGCCACAACCCUAAGUCAAGACCCACUAUGGCCGUUGUUGUCAAGACGCUAGAGCCUAUUCUAGACCUCAAAGACAUCCAAAACGGACCGUUUGUGUACAUUGUUCCAGUGGAAGGUGCAAAUGACAUCAAAUGUAAAGAUGAUGUCAAAGUCACAAAAGAUGAAACAGAGAAGGAGACAAAAGUCUGUACACGACUUAGAGCAGGUCGAAGGAAGAGACGUAAACACAAGACAAUGAGGUCUCGUGCCGUAUAUUCAGACACUACUCUCUACAAGAGUCUAGGAACCAGUUUAUACAUCAAAGCAGAGUAA